AUGAAAUUCCGAAAAAUAAUUAAGUUAGUAAAAGAUAAUAACCUAACGAGAAAAUUAGAUAAAUUGAAAGUAUAAUAUUUAAUAAAUUCUCUAAUUCAUAUUAGAAGAGAUCAAUUUAUGCUAAAUUCUAUUAGAUAAUUAGAGACUCAAAUUGAAAAAAUCGAAGUUUAAAGAAUUUUUCAAUUUUCUUAAACAAAAUGUUACAUUUUGCAAAAGAAUUUAACAUAUAAAAAUCAAUUAAAGAGACAAAUAAGUAAAAUAAAGUGA
Paramecium pentaurelia is the source of this 267-nucleotide messenger RNA. NCBI's taxonomy places the organism in Eukaryota, Ciliophora, Oligohymenophorea, Peniculida, Parameciidae. The record is from the annotation of a GenBank genome assembly.